ACCAAUAAAUAUAUCCUUUUCAAGAAGGAAAAAGAAAACAAUAUAACGAUCUUCUUACACCCAACCCAAAUACGUAUACGAUAAAAAAAAAAGAUACGUAAACCAAAUACUUUUGUGGGUUAGCCGGAAAGUACAAAGAUGAAUGCGGUGAGAUCGGCGUUAGGCGAUAUGGUAAUAACCUUUUUGUGGGUUAAUCUCUCGGCCACGUUUGGGAUACAGACGGCGGCGAUUGUUUCCGCCGCCGGGUUUCAUGGUAUCACUUGGGCGCCUCCGGUGAUCUCAACAUUGGUGGUUUUCGUCUCUAUCUCGGUUUUUACGGUUAUUGGAGAUUUUAUCGGCGGCGCUAGCUUCAAUCCUUGUGGAAACGCAGCGUUUUAUACCGCUGGCGUUUCCGGAGAUUCUCUCUUCUCCUUGGCCAUUCGAUCACCUGCUCAGGCAGUAGGUGCAGCAGGGGGUGCCUUAACGAUCAUGGAGAUGAUACCGGAAAAAUACAAGACUAUGAUUGGAAAACCUUCACUGAAAGUUGAUGCACACAUUGGAGCUAUUUCAGAAGUGAUUCUAGGUUUUUGUGUCACAUUUUUGGUUUUGCUAAUUAUCCUAAGAGGUCCUCGAAAACUCCUCGCCAAGACUUUCUUGCUCGCAAUUGCUACCGUCUCGGUGUUUAUGGUUGGAUCUAAAUUCACUAGACCAUUCAUGAAUCCUGCCAUUGCUUUUGGGUGGGCAUAUAUAUACAAGUCUCACAACACAUGGGACCAUUUCUAUGUGUAUUGGAUCAGCUCCUUCACCGGAGCCAUUUUAUCUGCGACGCUCUUUCGGAUUCUAUUUCCACCGCCACCUCCGAUCCAGAAAAAGCAGAAGAAAGCCUGA
Molecule: messenger RNA, 867 nt
Organism: Eutrema salsugineum
Lineage: Eukaryota; Viridiplantae; Streptophyta; Magnoliopsida; Brassicales; Brassicaceae
Product: probable aquaporin SIP1-2
Exons: 3
Coding region: 139-867 (242 amino acids)
Biological process (GO): transmembrane transport
Cellular component (GO): membrane
Molecular function (GO): water channel activity
Source: RefSeq, a predicted model, not a curated record